AUGUGCACCCAGCCUGUUGCAACGGCGAAGAAGAAGGCGGAAGAAGAAGAGAGGCCAUGGAAAUGUUGCGACUUUGCUCUGUGCACCAGGUCGUUCCCGCCGAUGUGCCGCUGCAUGGACAAGGUCGAGCAGUGCGCUGCGACCUGUGAGAAAUGCGAGCCGGCCACGUCGGACUCAUCCCAGCGCGUCUGCAACGACUGGUACCAUGGCUUCCCGGGACCCAUGUGCUCCGAGCCUGUUGCAACAGCGAAGAAGGGGGAAGAGGAAGAGAGGCCAUGGAAAUGCUGCGACUUGGCUCUGUGCACCAGGUCGUUCCCGCCGAUGUGCCGCUGCGUGGACAAGGUCGAGCAGUGUGCUGCAACCUGCAAGAAAUGCGAGCCGGCCACGUCGGACUCAUCCCGCCGCGUCUGCAACGACUGGUACCACGGCUUCCCGGGGGCCAAGUGCACCGCCGGCGCCCUCCUCAUCGCCGGCCACCCCUCCGUCGCCGACGAGGCGAGCGCCAUUCUCCUGCCAAGCCAAGACAAAGACCAAGUGGUCAUGGCGACACCCAGGCCGUGGAAGUGCUGCGACGUGACCGUCUGCACCAGGUCGAUCCCGCCGACGUGCAGCUGCCAGGACGUGGUCGACAACUGUGCUCCAACCUGCGAGGACUGCAAUGGUUAUGUGCACCCACCCCGCCGCGUUUGCCUAGACCGUUACACCGGCGACCCCGGGCCCAGGUGCACGGACGCCGGCGCCGGCGGUAACUGA
Messenger RNA from Triticum turgidum subsp. durum (durum wheat), 753 nucleotides. NCBI's taxonomy places the organism in Eukaryota, Viridiplantae, Streptophyta, Magnoliopsida, Poales, Poaceae. The record is from the annotation of a GenBank genome assembly.